CGCUGCAGUCUGUUUGUCCCUGAUGGUGGCUCCAUCAUACCGCACGGGAUCCAAACAAGACUGGUUAAAGGAAAUCCUGACCAAGAUUGCAGAAGUGCUAAAACUCCAAGAUAUUCCUGCCAUACAGAUGCAAAUCGUUUUACUGGGAUCUGCUUAUCCCGACCUCAGUGAAAAACAUGUUUCGGCUCUGCUCAAACUCAAGACAAACCUCUCCAAAGCCGACAGGAAAAUUGUCAAAACCACUCUGUCAGACACACUGAAAGAGAGCCGUGCUGAUCCUGGAACCCGGAAGUUUUUCUCCAAAAUUAAAGUGAGAUGAGCCAUACAUUUGCUUCUUAGUGUAUCACUGACUGAGAGUUUGGUUGCACAGCAGCAAUAUUAUUGUGUAUUAUAUUGUGUUACAGUCUAUCUCUGUAAAGACAUACAGAGUGAAUGCCAGGGAAAAACCUUCAGAUGCUACUUAGACUGAAAUCCCGAUUAUACGCAGACUUGGUGAUGGUGAAUGCUUGCUGUAGUUACUGUAUGUUAUUGUAUACAUAAGCUAGAUGUCACAUUUAUGCUGGCAAUUUUGUGCAUUUCAUAGAAACUGUGAAUAAGUAUGCAAGAGUCUGUUUUUACACACUUACAAACAGGUCAGUGCCGUUCUAUUAUAUGUCGUUUUGUUUAAAAACUACAAUGAUAUUAAAGUCUAGUUUUUUCAUAAGUUGUAUUUUAUGUUAUAUUGUAUUAAAGAGAAUUAUACAUGUCUCAUGUACAUAAAUAGAUGUAAGUUGAGUUUUUUUAAUAAAUGUGCAAAAACCAG
Molecule: messenger RNA, 802 nt
Organism: Pundamilia nyererei
Lineage: Eukaryota; Metazoa; Chordata; Actinopteri; Cichliformes; Cichlidae
Product: tumor necrosis factor alpha-induced protein 2-like
Exons: 3
Coding region: 23-319 (98 amino acids)
Biological process (GO): exocytosis; exocyst localization
Cellular component (GO): exocyst
Molecular function (GO): SNARE binding
Source: RefSeq, a predicted model, not a curated record